AGGCAGUAAUAGUGCAUUGAUGUGAUUUCAAUCAAUAUUGAAACGGACUUUCGUUAUAUUUUAAAAAUCUUUAAAGAAUACGUUCACAAUUUUUCAGUCAGGUGUUAAAAAUGGAGGGGAAAGGGGGAAAUAAAUAAUAUGCAGAAGAGGUUGAAGGGACUGGUUAAAUGGCAGGUCUUAGUCCUAUUCCCUGUGGAACCCACCCGCCAGAUCCCCUUUGUUCCCUGCAGCCACUGUAACUCAAGCCCCGGGACGGAGCGGCCUUGUUCUUCCUUCUUCCAGCCACCGGUUGGUUCUGAGUUGGUGGUUGACCGUUGAGCCCUGGAGAUUCCAUGGCAGUUUUCAGUUGCUGAAGAAGACUAGACCAAGACCAGGGACCUGAGCCUGACACCCAGCUCCCCGAAGCCUUCCCCGAAUGGAGCCACACCAUGUGCUCUCCCUCAGCCUUCCCCAGAGAUCAGUCCCAAGGUGUCUGCCCUCACCCUCUCCCCACUUUCUCCCUCAGCUCUUCUCAGACGCCCCUCUGAGCUUCCUCAGGCUCACUCCUGAGGCACCAUUUUCAUACCAUCUCAGAACCUUCAGCCAGAGCCAGCCAAGUUCUCAGUCUUGAAACUCACAGGCCAGGACCUUCCCCUGAGGGGCUCUUCUCUUGGUCUGCUCAGGAUGUCACCGGGAGGAGGAGAACCGAGUACCAGGGAGGGCAGACGCGGCAGCAGCGGGACCAGCCAUGCCACAAAACCAGCCAUGGGCACCGGGAGGAGGAGAAACAAGCGGGAACUGGGGAGGGCAGAGGCGGCAGUGACGAAGGAGAACAAGCGGGAACCGGCGAGUGGGGCCCAUGGGGGUGGUGGCCGCGGCAGGGCAACAGUUGGUGGUUGCGGGGCCGGCCCGGCAGCAGAACGGCAGCCCGCAGUGGGCCCCGAUACCAGGAGCUGAAGGUGGGAAUGGGUGGAGCAGUGGCUGUCCAGCAGCCGCCCGCAACGACAAACAAGCAGCGGCAGCGGCCACAGCAGGCCGCGUGGCAUGGUGGGCCCGCCGCGGCCGGCAUUGGACCCAGUUGCCUCCUCCUGCUGCUUCUUCGCCGCCGCUUCCAAAGUAAACUGUUUGCCGCCCGGGAGGAGGAGCGGCGGGCCAGUCCAAUGGCACAUCGCAAUGGCACAGUAGUGAGCGAGUUUCUCCUCCUGGGCUUCACUUCCCGCCGUGACCUUCAGCUCCUUCUCUUUACCUUCUUCCUGCUGAUCUAUCUCCUUGGCCUGGUAGGAAACCUGUGCCUGGCAAUCCUCAUCAGGGUUGAACGGCCUUUGCACAUUCCUAUGUACUACUUCCUGAGCCAUCUGGCCCUGAUGGACUUGUGUUCCUGCUGCACCGUGGCCCCCAAGAUGCUGCUGGGCCUCUGGAAAGGACAUGACACCAUUUCCAUCCCAGCCUGUGCUCUCCAGAUGUUCUUCUUUGCAGCCGCUUCUGAUGCCGAGUGUUGCCUCCUGGCUGCCAUGGCUUAUGAUCGCUUCGCAGCUAUCUGCCGCCCACUUCACUAUGGAGCUGCCAUGCCUCAGCACCUUUGUCGCCUCCUGGUAGCAGUGUCGUACUUAGCAGGUGCAGCUUCUGGAGCCAUCCACUCAAGCAUGGCAUUCUGCCUGCCUUUCUGUGGUGCCAACACUUUGGACCACUUCUUUUGUGACAUUCCUCCAGUGCUAGCUUUGGCCUGUGCCAGUACAGAUCUUAAUCAGCUCCUGCUGUUGACCGUGUGUGGGGCGAUCCAGAGCUUCACUCUGGUAGCCAUUAUGGCUUCCUAUGGCAUGAUCCUCUGUACAGUAGGGCAAACAGGAUCAUGGCGAGCCAUAUCUACUUGUGGCUCCCACCUCACUGCUGUAGGGGUGCUAUACAGCACCCUCAUUUUCAUGUACCUACGGCCCGAGAACACAUAUGCCUCCCAGACUGACAAAAUGGCCUCUGUCUUCUACACAGUGGUUAUCCCUACCCUCAAUCCUGCCAUCUAUAGCCUCCGUAACACUGAAGUGAAGCAUGCCAUCAAGAGGUGGCUAAGUAAAAGGGGGCAACAAACACGCUGCUUCUGAGUAGACUUUGAAAUAAAGGGAGUAAGAAUCAGAAAGAAUCUUGCAAAGUCACUUUAAAAAUCAGUAUUGUUGAUACUGAUGUGCUCCAUGAUGUUUUCUUCCAUCUGUCUCCAUUUUAAUCUCACUUUAUUCCUUGCUCAAGUCUCCCUCCCCACAGG
Messenger RNA from Hemicordylus capensis (graceful crag lizard), 2233 nucleotides. RefSeq names its product olfactory receptor 5C1-like. Gene Ontology annotation, cellular component: membrane. Gene Ontology annotation, biological process: sensory perception of smell; G protein-coupled receptor signaling pathway. Gene Ontology annotation, molecular function: G protein-coupled receptor activity; odorant binding; olfactory receptor activity. The coding region runs from base 945 to 2075 and encodes 376 amino acids. The record is from RefSeq and is a predicted model, not a curated record. NCBI's taxonomy places the organism in Eukaryota, Metazoa, Chordata, Lepidosauria, Squamata, Cordylidae. The transcript is spliced from 2 exons.